CCGCGCGUUUUAUUCUCUUAGUAGGGUUCUUCUGGCCGGCCGGAUGCGAGUGUCGGUGGCGUUUAUUUCCUCCUUGAAUGCAUGCUGUGAAGCAAUGGACUUUCUAGGCGUAGUUUUGCUUUGUCUUUCGGGUUUUCUAGUUUUAGCCGUUGGCGUGGGAGGAGAUGUAAUCGAGUUGGAUGACAGGUUUCUGCAAGCCAAGGACCAAGGUCAUUGGCUCGUUGAGUUCUAUGCCCCCUGGUGUGGCCAUUGUCAGAAGUUGACGCCCAUCUGGGCCGAUGUAGGGUCCAAAAUGAGGCAGAAACACCCUCAUAUACAAGUCGGGAAACUAGACGGCACACGAUACUCCAAUAUCAUGGACCAAUUUGAGGUCAGAGGAUUCCCUACUAUAAAAUAUAUAAGCGGUGAGAAGGUGUACACCCACAGAGGAGGUAGGACUACAAAGGACAUCAUGGACUUUGCUAUCAGAGCACACGGGCCAGCGGUACGUAGUAUGAACAAAGCCAUCGAGUACAAGCAAGCACUCAAGGAACGCAAAGUUUUCUACCUCCUGGUAACCGGUGAACAGGAUGAGGAGACCGAGUUAGGCAAACUUUACAGUAAAGUGGCGGAGGGUAAAAUACUAGAGAGCUUCUAUUUCAAGGGGCCCAACGAAGUAUUACCUAAAGACAUGCGGUUAGAAGCGAAAGACCUGCCAACUCUGAUGGUAUUCAAAGAUAAGAGACAUUACCGAUAUGAAGUUCCAGAGGAUGGCGUUACUGAAGAGAGUUUGACCAAAUGGAUCGUGGAUGAGAAAUUUCAAGCAUUCCCACUGAUUGAGAACAACAACAUUAAUUACUUGGCACUGUUAGAUAAGUUCUUGGUGUUGGCGCUAGUCAACCCCAGCAUCGAUAACUUCAAGACGCAUCCCCACUACCUCAUGAAGGACACAAUACGUAGAGUGGCCCUAGAGCAGAGAGACAGGUUUCACAAGAAGUUUCAGUUUGGUUUUAUGGAAACACCUGACAUCGCCAAUGACAUCACUCUAAGUCGAUUGGAGACCCCAGGCAUCCUAGUGGUUGAUCCCAAGACUUAUUUAUACUACGUCUAUGAAGACGAUGCCGUAGAGGUGACGGAAGAAUCGCUUGCCAGGUUCCUAGAGGACGUCGCCAUUGGUGCUAUUGAGGCUCACGGAGGAAACGGUUGGUUUAGGAAGAUCUACAGGGUUAUCUACGAAGUUGUUAACAGUUUGGUGGCCCUGUGGACAGCCAAUCCCAUCCUGACGACAGGCCUUCUGGUCGUUCCCUCCUUCCUCAUCAUCUUCAUCUGCUACAGCAUCUGGUCGGCCGAUCCCUACGACGAAGACAACCUGCCCCCGGACAGUGAAGACGAAGCUGAAGACGGAGACAGCCAACAGGACGCCGACGAGGAGAAGAAGGUGACCGAGCUGGACGAUGCCAGCAGACACAUCAAGUCAGAGUAAGGGGUUUGGGACUUCGUCGAGGCUCCGUGUGGAAGGGCGCCCUCGCUGGUGACAUGGGGAGAGGUUGGGCACGCACUUGAACACAAUCGCGCAGACCCCAAUUACUGACGCGCAUCAAGAUGUACGCAUGCAAACCACAGCAUGCACAUGGCAUUGGCCCAACAGGACACCAUUCCUGGCUAAGACAGCGCCCUCUCUCUGUCAUGCACGAAGCCUAUCAUAUCCAACCUGUUCAUUCAACCCCUCCCCCUGCCUGUCUCCCACCUUUGGGGAAUGUUACUGCCACUGAGGUAGGGUCAACCUAACUGCACCUCACCUUAUAACUUAUCACAGCAUCAGUUUUUGAAGGUUUUUCUCCAAAGUGUGUUAGCCAGUGAGAGAGAACGUAUUGUGUGAGUGGAGCAGUGUAGUCGUCGUAACCUUCCCAAAAUGUGACUAAUAGAGGUUUUUCACGUGACAUAACAUGACGGGCAGAGUCAUUGCACGAAGCGUACCAUGUCCGUGGAGGCUUGUGUAUCUUCGAAUCUGAGUCUUUCUAUUGGUAAUUUCAUGUGCACAAGAAUUUUGAGAGGCUUCAAAGACGUGCGCGUUUCCGCGCACAUCUGAGUAAAUUGAACGCCGACCGUCAAAAAUCAUGUGACUGAAAAUCCUCUGUAUUUCAAUUAUUCAAGUAGUAAAAGACGAAAUGAAUCUGGAGCCAACUGAGAAACUGUUCUUUUCCCUUUGUUUAGGGAUAGAUAUAUUUAAUUUCAAGUAGCAAUGCGUUUGCCUGUCUCUUUUUCUCUUUGUCUCACAGAGACCUCUUCAAGAAUUUAAGAUCCAUUUUCCUUCAUGAAAUCGUUUACAACUGUUAUGCGCGCACAGAGUCUUUCCUUAUUAAUAUUAGAAUUGAGUCGAACCUGAAAUCGUUGUUGAACAUCUGUGGGAGGCCUUUGAAAAGGUCCCACGGAAAACACAGAAGCUUGGCACUGCCAUUGUCAGUCUGAGUUUUAGACGAGUCCGCCGUCAAGGCUUGUGAAAAUGUUCCAAAGGGGAUCAAUUUAUUUGUUGCUUUUUUAUUUUUUUCAUGCAACCUGUUGACUGUAAUUUGCCAAGGAAGUGCAUACCCGAAAUCAUUUUAUAGAAGUGCCGCUAUUCUCCAAAAUGUUCUCGUCUUAAAAGCAAUGUUUUCUAGGGACGGAGCAGGCCCUUGACUUACUUUGGCAGCUUCCAAAAAACGACAAUCUGUUUUGACAGCGAGCAAUCGUGCACUUAACCGGACUGUGAACUACCAACAGAAUUAGCCUGUCAACCAACUCAUGUAAAUCAAAAUUGGGGUCAGAAUGAACACUUUUAAAAUUUGUUUUGAGAAGAGUUUAGUUUUUGUUUUAUAAUGACCUAAUUACAUUUAAUUACCAAGAAACUGUUAUUGUGAGUUUAUGAAAUUGGAGUCGAGAUGACAUGAUGUAGAGUUUGUACUCCAUAGAGACUUCUUUUUUAUUAAGGACUUUAGCUGGUAACCCUACGGUUGUUGUGUGUGGAAGACGCAGUACUGACAAUAGAUUCCUUUGUGGAGUUUGUAAAAGUCAUUUAUGAAUGAAAUUUAGUUUUGUUGAAAUCACAGGACUGUUUACGUAGAGUGUAGAAUUUGUACCCAAAAGCUGGAUCGGCAGUUUUUGGCACGACAUCGUGUGUGGGAGUAUAUCUGUUCUUACUAAAUAGUAAUUCAGGGAAUGAGACAUCUGGCGAGCAAGCCUUCAAAGGAGUGUCAUCUAAAAGCUAGAUGAAUGAAUUAUACCCUGGAGCUGAUGUCCAGGGGUGUUGGGUCCGAGACCCCCUCAUUGGUCAAACUCCUUGAUGACCUUUCAUUAUUUAGAAUUUGUGAAAUCCUUGUCGUAUUUGUCUGUGCCUUGGUCUUGCUGCAGAUGCCAAGGUUUUGAGUUAAUCUCUUCUCUUCUUUAAAUGCAAAUCUCCUUGAGACUGUUGUAGAUUCUAGACUAAUUUCAGCUAUUGCAAACUGUCGAGUGCAUUUUCACCUUGGCUUUGAGAUUUCCUAGUGGUUUUAUUUUGGUUGCAAGGUUGUGUAAUAUGCACAAGUUUCUUUCCAAGAAAAAAUGAAUACCCCGAUUCUUACAGUUCCCAUUCCCCCCC
Molecule: messenger RNA, 3592 nt
Organism: Acanthaster planci (crown-of-thorns starfish)
Lineage: Eukaryota; Metazoa; Echinodermata; Asteroidea; Valvatida; Acanthasteridae
Gene: tmx3
Product: thioredoxin related transmembrane protein 3
Cellular component (GO): endoplasmic reticulum
Source: RefSeq, a predicted model, not a curated record